This is a messenger RNA of Thalassophryne amazonica, 3898 nucleotides long. It is a transcript of the gene prtga, whose product is annotated as protogenin homolog a (Gallus gallus). Bases 80 to 3622 code for a protein of 1180 amino acids. Gene Ontology annotation, biological process: cell-cell adhesion; axon guidance. Lineage: Eukaryota; Metazoa; Chordata; Actinopteri; Batrachoidiformes; Batrachoididae. The record is from RefSeq and is a predicted model, not a curated record. Gene Ontology annotation, cellular component: plasma membrane; axon. Gene Ontology annotation, molecular function: protein binding. The transcript is spliced from 19 exons.
GCUGCUUGUUUUUAGUAGCAGUGCGAUUCAUCGCCGCGGUGCAGCUAUGAGACGACGUGCGCCCGCUUCAUAUAAAUAAAUGGCGCGUGUCGACAGGAAACUAAACCAGCGUUUGCUGCUCGUCGGUUUUCUUCCGAUUUCAGGUGUUUUAUGCUUUAGUGAGUUAUUUUUCAUCAAGGAGCCCUGUGAUGUUACUGCAAUGAGGAAGGAAGCUGUCAUUUUGGACUGCCAGGCGCAUGGAGAGGCUCCCAUAGAUGUUAUAUGGAUCAAGAAUGGAGUAAAAGUGGUGGAGAAAGAACGGCUGUACCAUCUCACCAAUGGCUCCCUUUAUAUUUCAGAGGUGGAGAGCAGAAGAGGGGACAAAUCAGAUGAAGGGUUUUAUCAGUGCCUUGCUCAAAACAAAUAUGGAGCAAUCCUGAGCCAAAAAGCUUGUCUUACAAUCGCAAGUAUCUCCUCAUUUGCAAUCCAGCCAACAUCCUUAGUGGUGACAGAAGGCUCAGUCGCCAGGUUUUCCUGCAAAGUCAGUGCACACCCUCUUCCAAUCAUCACUUGGGAAUUCAAUCGAGUGACAUUACCCCUUGCCACUGAAAGGAUCACAGUCCUACCCAGUGGUGCUCUUCAGAUUCAUGGGGUACAGUUGGCAGAUGCAGGAAACUACCGUUGUGUUGCCACCAACAUUGCUAGCCGUCGUCGCAGCACCGAAGCCACUCUCACUGUUAUCCCAGCCCCCAGCCCCCAACUUCCUCAAAGGCCUCGCAUCAUUGCUGGACCACAGAACAUGUCAGUGUCACUGCACCAAGCCGCAAUCCUGGAGUGCAUGGCCACAGGAAACCCUCGACCCCUCAUCUCCUGGAGCCGAGCGGACAGCAAGUCUAUUGAUGUUUACAACACCAAAGUAUUAGGAAACGGCAAUCUUAUUAUCACAGACAUCAAGGUGCAGCAUGGAGGAGUCUAUAUGUGCAGAGCCACCACUCCAGGCACACGAAACUAUACUGUUGCCUCAGCCAAUGUCACUGUGCUUGCACCACCUUCUCUGGUGAAGUGGCCCGAGAGCCUGACCCGUCCACGUGCUGGCACCGCCCGGUUUGUGUGUCAUGCUGAAGGAGUUCCCACACCUCAAAUCACAUGGCUCAAGAAUGGAGAGAAAGUUCACUCAAAUGGGCGAAUUAAGAUGUACAACAGCAAACUGGUCAUCAACCAGAUCAUUCCUGAAGAUGACGCCAUCUAUCAGUGCCAGGCUGAGAAUGAGCAGGGGUCAGUUCUUUCCAUGGCGAGGCUCAUUGUAGUGAUGUCAGAAGACCGGCCGAGCACACCCAGGAACAUACAAGCUGAUACCGUGUCAAGCUCUGCCAUCCUUCUGGCUUGGGAAAGGCCUUUGUAUAACUCUGAUAAAGUUAUUGCCUAUUCGGUGCACUACAUGAAGGCUGAAGGCUUAAACAAUGAGGAAUAUCAAAUUGUCAUUGGGAACGAUACAACUCGCUACAUUAUUGAUGACUUGGAACCAGCUCGAAACUACACCUUCUAUGUUGUGGCCUACAUGCCAAUGGGAGCCAGUCGUAUGUCGGAUCACGUGUUCCAGCACACGCUUGAGGAUGUUCCACUUCGUGCCCCUGAACUGAGCCUCACCAGCCACAGUCCCACAGAUAUCCAGGUGUCCUGGCAACCCCUUCCACUCAAGCUGAGUCGUGGCCAGGUCUCUGCCUACCACUUGUCCUUUCGCACUAGUGCUGAACAUGUAGGAACACAGAUUGAGCUACCUGGGGAGAAGACCCACCAUCUCCUAAAAGAUCUGCAACCUGACACCAUCUACCUCCUACGUAUUGUUGCUGCCACCAGUGUAGGGUGGGGUGAGCAAUCUGUUUGGACCUCCCACCGCACUCCAAAAGCAUCCAGUGCUCAAGUUCCUCUGGCUCCUGAGCUAUACUUGGAACCCUUAAAUUGCACCACCAUUAUUGCUCGAUGGCAUCUGGCCCCCAGAAACUCAGCCAGGGUGAAAGGCUACAAACUCUUCUAUCAUGAAGAAAGUCAGCCUGAGAGUGCACCAGUUCAGCUGCAUCCUUUGGCUAAUACACAUACCAUUGGGGGCCUAGAUCCAAGGAAGAAGUACCACAUGAAGAUAUUGGCUUAUAAUUUUAUUGGUGAUGGCUACCAUGCAGACCAGACUGUCAGCACCCCUGGAUGUGUCUCUGUUCGAGAUCGUUUAGUGCCCCCUCCACCACCUCCACACAACGUGUACGCUCAGACCAACAGUUCCACAUCUGUGUAUCUCUACUGGGGAAGACCAGCUUUCACCUCAAGCCAUGCGGUCAACUACACCAUCCGCUGCAAUCCAGUAGGCCUGCAGAAUGCUUCGUUCGUGCUCUACCUGCAGACGAGUGAGCAGAGCAUUCUGGUACGCGAUCUGGACCCAAACACAAAAUAUGAAUUUGCCAUUCGGCUGCACAUUGACCAGCUUUCCAGCCCCUGGAGUCCUGUCAUCUACCAGAACACUUUCCCUGAGGCCCCCAAAAAGCCCCCUACCAACGUGAAAGUGUCUUUUAUUGAAGAGGACACCGUGCUGGUAUCAUGGAAGCCUCCAGAUGAACCCAGCGUAUCUGUGACACAUUACACCAUCCUGUAUGCAUCCAGAAGCGCCUGGGUAGCCGGGGAGUGGCAGGUUCUACAGAAAGAAGGGAGUAUCACCAUGGCACUACUGGAGAACCUGAGACCUGGCCACAUUUACUUUGUGAAGGUUUCUGCAUCCAACAACAUGGGGGACGGACCAUUCUCUCAUACAGUGGAGCUUACAGCACAAACGGAUGGUUUAUCGUCUGGCAGUGUUCCACGGCACUCCCGUGGCUCCACACACUCCACAGUUUUUUCUGAUGGUUUCUAUCAUCUGGAUCAGAAGUCCAUGACGGGGAUCACAGUGGGAGUCUGCAUCGCUCUCCUCUGCAUCAUCAUCUGUGCUUUCAUCAUUGUCUGCAAAAGUAAAAACAGGAAAUUUUCAGCAGUUAAACUGUCCAGACAAGAAGCAAGCAUGUCUUCAUCUACAGGACACAGGGGCUCUGAGGGGCAAGCCGAGAACACUGAUGUGACUCUCCCCAUGAUAAGUCAGAAUCAUUUCAUUGAUGCCAAGGGUGGAACAAAUCUCAUUAUCAAUUCUUUUGGACCUGUUCAUUCCACUGCAGAGAAGAAAAAUAGAUGGUUUUCCUUCAGCAACAAUGAAAAAAUGAACCAUAAAGAUGGACAGAAUAAAAGACAUGAAGCUGCCACCUACCAGCCCAGCACCACAGUGUUGACUUACGGAAAGGAGCUGUCUGUUUCUCCGGACCAGACCACCAACACGCAAGACGUCCACGGUGACUUGGAGGGCUCCUCUAACAGUGAGGGCAGCCAUGCAACCGGGGACUCAGGCCGUUACUCUCACGACGAGACUGAGGUGAUGAAUCUGUCCUCUGGUCCCGUCAGCCGCUCACCCUCUCUGUCAACAGAGGACAGCUCGGGGUGCAGUAGUCCGUCCAAAGAAUCAAGCAAGCUGAUCGGGCAAAGUCUGCUUGAGCUCAAGCUGUUGAAGUCUGUUGGGAGCAGCUGCUGUCAUCAGGAAGCCCAAAGCAGUUCUCCGUCCAUGCUUCCUCUCUAAAUGUGUUGGCAUGUAAGUGUGCAUUUGUGCGUGUGUGUCAGGAUAUGAUACUUUGUCCAGACUUACAGCUUUGUAAGACAACAACACAAUGAGAGCUUGUGUGUGAAAAUACGUAAAAGUCAAUCAUCUGUUCCUGGUGACAUUAUUGCCUGUAGCAGCUUCAGCUUCAGCCCUGAAUGUUAGUGUGGGACUAAAACCUUAUUUAUACUUCUGCGACAAACGCCUCUUGAUAGCUACACUGUAGACUCAAACACCAACGUGAACAUUCAUAACUCU